GGCAGUUUUAUACGACAUCGCAGCAGGGAUUACAAAGAUAGGUAGCAUUGCACAGUCAGCAGCAACUGGAAACAGGUACGACAUUGGCUCUGUCAAGGAUGGUCGGGUGUGGCGGGGCGUCCGCUUCCGCAUGCGCUGAAGAAGUCGUACUCGCAAGCUCCUCAAUGGGUCGCCGAUUAUCCAGGGCUAUGGCAUGGCCUGAGUCGACGUCGAUAAUCGCCGGCAGUUCCUGGGCCACGCCGUGUGAGGGUGCUGUUGGAGUGCUGUAUCCGAACAGCUCAGCCAUGGUCAUUGGCACUGACGGACAGGAAACUGGUGGGUUUGGUGAAGCUGUGUGUGAGUGGACCCCAUGUGAUGCAUGGGUACGUCAAUACUGCCACGUCACCAGUUGCCAGCGGCUUUUUGCGCACAGGCGACUAUGCACGCGUGAGCACCGAUGGCCAUGUGUUUUUGCGUGGACGAAUUGCCGACAUAGUGUAUACAGCAGAGGGAGCCGUGGUUCCUACCGAUGUGGAGAAUGCUCUGGCCGAACUGCUCGCUGGUCAGGGAUUGCGCUGUCAAGGGCGAGGGCCCGAAGGGUUUCGGCGAUGCCCGUCGCCUAUAUCGUGCCCAGGGAGGCUGCUGCUAGCGACAAUACGCUGCAGCAGAUAUCCCAGUGGGCCAAGACGCACACAGGAGUCGCCGUCGAGUGCAGAGCGGUCGAGGCUAUCCCGAAAAGCCCUGCAGGAAAGGUGCUCCGCUAUUUGCUGGGCCAGGCAAGUGCGCAGUAAAGCACCGCCAAGAGAGCUAGAGUUCGAGAACCAACUUCGCUGUCUUGGCUGUGCCGGUUGUGUGGCCAGAAAUAAGCACUUACUGCUGGCUGGAAGGCAGGGCCAGCAGCAGGGCUGCGUGCCUCCGCAUCCUCUCCAGGCGUCUAGCAGCUGCACGUUGCCUCUUCCCAGCCUCAUUGCCCGCCUUUUUGCUAGUA
This is a messenger RNA of Linderina pennispora, 967 nucleotides long. RefSeq lists its product as uncharacterized. The transcript has a single exon. NCBI's taxonomy places the organism in Eukaryota, Fungi, Kickxellomycota, Kickxellomycetes, Kickxellales, Kickxellaceae. The coding region runs from base 99 to 770 and encodes 223 amino acids. The record is from RefSeq and is a predicted model, not a curated record.